CAUCGUAUAUUUAUUCCCCUCCAUUUCCAAAUCUCCAUGCAACAAAACAAAGUAAAUCAGAGUCUCAGAAGAGUUUCACCAAUUCAUGCAAGCUAAAAUUCCUCUUACAUUGCCGCACCUAUUGACUUAGCGACAGACUCGCCAUCACCACUGAAAAAUGUUGCCGUUCAAUACAGUCGAGGAGGCUGCCACAUUCAUGGGACGGAACCUGACGGUGGCCGAGACGCUGUGGUUCAAUUACUCGGCUAAAAAAUCGGAUUACUUUCUCUACUGCCACAAUAUCUUGUUCCUGUUCCUGAUAUUUUCCUUGGUCCCUUUGCCUCUCGUACUCGUCGAGCUGAUGAGAUCUCUGGGAUUCGACAAGUACAAGAUUCAACCCAAAGUUAGCCUGUCGUUGUCUGAGAUGUUCCAGUGUUAUAAGGAUGUUAUGCGGAUGUUUGUUCUUGUCGUGGGUCCUUUGCAGUUAGUGUCUUAUCCUUCAAUUAAGAUGAUCGGGAUUCGAACAGGGCUGCCAUUGCCAUCACUAUGGGAGAUUGUGGCACAGUUGACUGUAUAUUUCAUGAUAGAAGAUUAUACCAACUACUGGAUUCACCGUUUCCUCCAUGGUAAAUGGGGCUACGAGAAAAUUCACCGGGUCCACCAUGAAUACACCGCUCCAAUCGGCUUUGCCGCACCGUAUGCGCACUGGUUGGAAGUUUUGAUCCUCGGGAUUCCAUCUUUUCUCGGGCCGGCAAUUGCUCCAGGGCAUAUGAUAACGUUUUGGUUAUGGAUAGCUUUCCGGCAAAUCGAAGCUAUUGAGACACACAGUGGAUAUGACUUCCCUUGGACUCCCACGAGGUUUAUCCCGUUUUAUGGUGGCGCAGAUUACCAUGAUUAUCAUCACUACGUUGGAGGACAAAGCCAGAGCAACUUCGCUUCAGUCUUCACUUAUUGUGAUUAUAUCUAUGGCACCGACAAGGGCUAUCGAUUUCACAAGAAGGUCCUAAAGAAGUUGAAAGAGGGAUCUAAAAAGGGCGGUGCUGAAAACGGAGGCUCAUACUAUUAUCCUAAUCAAGAUCUUAAAUCAGAAUAGCAGGUUGUCGAUGGAGCGAAUCUCUCGAGCAGCCUCUUCGGUCUACCUUCCGGAUCGCUUGUGACAACUCCGAGCAAUUCUGAUUUCAGUUGACAUUAUCGUUAGUAUGAUAAAAAGUGAUUCAGAUUGAUAGUAGUAACUUGGCCUAGUGAUUUUGUGGGUAGCUUGGAAAGAGAGAUCAGUUCUAGUCUUUAUUAGUUAGGG
Messenger RNA from Hibiscus syriacus, 1276 nucleotides. RefSeq names its product methylsterol monooxygenase 1-1-like. Gene Ontology annotation, biological process: sterol biosynthetic process. Bases 158 to 1072 code for a protein of 304 amino acids. The record is from RefSeq and is a predicted model, not a curated record. Lineage: Eukaryota; Viridiplantae; Streptophyta; Magnoliopsida; Malvales; Malvaceae. Gene Ontology annotation, molecular function: C-4 methylsterol oxidase activity; iron ion binding. The transcript has 5 exons.